AUGAGCUCGGAAGCCCCGCGCAAUUCGUCGGAACAGCCUCGGACCAGAAAACGUGCCCGGUAUACGCAGGUGGCUUGCAAUGAAUGUAAGCGUCGCAAGUUAAAAUGUAGUGGUGAGAUUGUCUGCGCGCGCUGUGAACGUGACGGCGUCCAGUGCGUUUAUACGACCAACGCCCAUGUCGCGACCAGAACCCCUGAUGUGGGAGAAUCGCAGGAUGGCCGGGUGGACUCCCAAUUUCGCAUCGUGGAUCGCAAGAUCGAAACGCUCCAGCGUGAGAUGCAAUUGAUGGCCGCUCGUAUGCGCGAAAUGGAAACGGUGCUAGGCCACCGUGAUAGCAAUCGAACCACCAACCCUCAGGUAUCCAGCGUGUAUACACCGGCUGCUGCAUCAGCUUCGGGAACGGGAACGACAUCCAGCAGCACCGGUGCCGCGCUUGGUCGCAUUCUCAACCCACCCAAAUCCCCAACAUACAUUGGCCCUACGAGUGCAGAGUUCGGGCUUACCGCGCGCCGUAGGAGUGUCAGUGACGGCGAAGAGUCCAGUCCGUCGGCAUCAGAGGUAAUUCUGACGACUGGGGAUCCUAUCACGGAGCUAGGACUAGCUGAAUCUCUUCGCCUGCUGUCGGUCUACGAGCAGUCGGUGGGCAUCAUGUAUCCUUGUGUCGACCUGGACAGCGUGCGCACGUAUAUCGUUGAUUUCUUUCGUGGGGGUGGUAAUGCAUCAGCAGUGUCCAACGCAACGGACCAGGACUGGUUCUUUGCACGCGAUGCGUCUGUCAUCAAAAUGAUUCUGGCGACGGCCUUGCUAGCGGAAUCACACGGCCGCAGUGAAAGAGCGGCGCAGUUGGCAGACAUUGUGGAGGAUGAGUUUGCUACUCGAGUUAAGAUUGCCGACGUUGAUAUGAAAGAGUUGCUGAUUUUGGCCUUGCUGUCUAUUUUCCAUUCAUACCGUGACGACGAAGUCAUCGCGUGGCGUCAAAUUGGCCUGGCAGUUCGAGGGUCCAUGCAGCUCGGCCUGCACCGACAAGAGACCUGGCUGCGAACCGGCGGUGUCUUUCCUGGUGAGUUGCAAUGCAACUGGGCUAGUCGUCUGUUCUGGUGCAUCUAUGUGCUCGAUCGCAAGUGGUCUUUUGGCACUGGUCUCCCGUUCGCCAUCCAAGACUCGGAUAUGGACACCAAUCUGCCAGAGCCAGGUGCUGCAACCCCGUAUCUUACCUGUAUGAUCAACUACGCCCGGCUGAGCACCAAGAUUUGGGGCUUGGUUGUGGGCUGGCCCAGUCGGCCACGCUCUUCCACGUCCGAUCGUUGCUCUUAUCUCGACUUCCAAGUUCAGCAAUGGAUCCAAUCCAUUCCUCCAGAACUCCGGUUUGAUCCGUCGCAGUUCCAAAGUCCCGGGUCUGACCCGCCUCCUGAUAGCAUAGUGAUGCAGCAGGUUUUGCUGGCUUUACAGGCUAACCAGCUACGCAUCCUGGUAUAUCGCCAAAAUUUGCUGAGCACGGAAAGCAUCGAGGCUGAUUUCUCGGGCGCCUCCGUCGCUGUUGAGACAGCCAAAAGGACUGUGCACAUGCUGGACUGCUUUAGUCGUGUUUCAGUCUUGUACUUCCAGCGCCCAGAGCCGUUUAAUUACUUUCUGCUUUCUGCAUUAGCUGCGUUGUUCCUGGCUGUCCUGCAUGCUCCCAACCGUUUCAGUCAAGUUUGUCGCCCAGAGUUUUAUUCGGCUGUAGAUUUGGUGAGACGAUCAUCAACUAGAGCCCGGACAUCGCGACGACUACAGAAAGUCAUUCGCAGUUUGAAGCUUAUCCCAUUGCAUUGGGAUGGGGGUAAACCACGCACCCAUGAUCAGGGAAAUAAGAAUGCUGCCUCUGCAAGCGCUCAUGCUUAUCAAGCCAGUUCAAUUUCAAACCAUAUGGCACAUACGUCCAAUCCUGUUUCGACAUCUUCUUCACCGCAUAUCCAAUCAGCAAUACACAGUGUUCCCACGGAGCAGCCUUCUACGGCCUGGUCUACAGCGACACCUGUUACUCUCCCAACGGAUACCAAUAAUGGCUGCGAGGACCUGACAAGCUUCUUCGAGCUGGCGGGAGGGCUGUAUUUUGAUCCGCAAAUUGAGACGGAGGUCAACGCAGACGGCAAUGGCCAUGGCGCGUUCGUCCAGACCAGUGAUGCGCGUCUAUCGGAUGCUAUUCACGCGGAGGAUGAGGCAUUGACCAGGGUGAUGGCUGGGCUGCUAUAG
Molecule: messenger RNA, 2232 nt
Organism: Aspergillus chevalieri
Lineage: Eukaryota; Fungi; Ascomycota; Eurotiomycetes; Eurotiales; Aspergillaceae
Product: transcription factor domain-containing protein
Exons: 4
Coding region: 1-2232 (743 amino acids)
Biological process (GO): DNA-templated transcription; positive regulation of transcription from RNA polymerase II promoter by galactose
Cellular component (GO): nucleus
Molecular function (GO): DNA-binding transcription factor activity, RNA polymerase II-specific; zinc ion binding; RNA polymerase II cis-regulatory region sequence-specific DNA binding
Source: RefSeq, a predicted model, not a curated record